Molecule: messenger RNA, 6573 nt
Organism: Protobothrops mucrosquamatus (brown spotted pit viper)
Lineage: Eukaryota; Metazoa; Chordata; Lepidosauria; Squamata; Viperidae
Gene: TDRD6
Product: tudor domain containing 6
Exons: 6
Coding region: 1-6573 (2190 amino acids)
Source: RefSeq, a predicted model, not a curated record
AUGUGUUCCCCGCUGCUCAUCCCUGGCGGCUCCAUUACCUUUCGCGUCUCCUUCGUAGAAAUCCACCCUAAGGUGCCGCUGGUGAGGCUCUGGGGGCUGCCCGGCGAACGCAGAGAGGAAUAUCUGCGGCUGAUGAAGGACAUCCAGAUCAAAGUGGGACCCCGCUUGGCGAACGCUCCUGGGGACCGCGGGGGCCGAGGCGACGGCGACAGCGACGGCCAAGCCCUGGCUCUGGGUGACCUGUGUCUGGUGGAGCUGGGCGGGCGGUGGCACCGCUGCCGUAUCGUGAGCUGCCGGGCCAAGCCGGGGCAAAACUACCGCGUCUUUCUACUGGACGAGGGCCGCACGGUGAGCGCCACUUCCUACUACUUGGCGCGGGGCCGCAGCGAACUCUUCCACUUGCCGUCUGAAGUCAUGGGAUGCAUCAUUGCAGACUUGCUACCUCCCGGCGAGAUGGGGGCAUCCUUGGCCGCCACUGUUAGGGGCCCAAAGAGCUUCACCCCGCUAGGAUCCCAGAUGCUGAACUUACGAUGGGCGGCUGAGGCAGUCGACUUUUUGGGUUUCUUAAAUGGCAAAGAGCUGUCUGGCGUCAUUCGAAAACUGCUGAUCUCGCAAUGCCUGGUGGUACUGGAAGUGCCCUGGCUGCUGACGCAGAUGCGUCAUCUUGGGCUUGCCAGUCUUGCCUCUACUGCUUUUGGCACCCUACUGAGUGCCACCUUGGAAGUUCCUGAGAUUGCUUCUGUCCCAUUGGAGCCAACUUCCCCUUUGUCCCAGGCCCCAGUCCUUACUUCUUCUGCCCAGUCCAAGCAGGAUCAAGCCACAAUGGAUUUCUUCUAUCCUCAAUUGGAGUUGAAUGUGACUGUGGCUGUGGUGGUGACUCAAAUCUCUGAUCCAUAUAGGAUAUAUUGCCAGCUGCGUAGUCUUUCUAAAGAAAUCCAACUACUUUCAGAUGCUAUGUACCAAGCUUUUGAGUUAUCAAAGGGAAAAUUUGUAGAAGAGGCUUUACCCACCCCAGGUUUUCCCUGUGCAGCCCAGGGCAUGGAUGGAUGCUGGUAUCGAGCUUUGUUAUUAGAAAUAUACCCGGCAGAUGAUCAAGAGGAUCAACCAGAGGCAGUGGCUCAAGUGAUUUGUGUGGAUUAUGGCAGGAAAGAGUUUGUGACAAAGAGACAUCUGCGCAACUUACCUGCUGAAUAUUUCCGCAUGCCAGUAGUAACCUACCCUUGCUCACUGCAAGGUAUUACGGAUGGAGGUUGUGGCUGGACCCAUUCACAAAUUAAUCAACUUAAAACAUUGCUCUUGGGCAAGGUAGUUCAAGCUCACAUCGAAGCUUACUGUCCCUUUGAGCAUAUCUAUUACAUUACCUUAUAUGGGGAAGAUGGUCUCAACCUUAACUGCCUGUAUGGGGUGCAGGCUCAUUGCCUGGCUCAAAAUCUUCUGCACAGUAAUCAAGAAUCCACCUCUGGUUUAAUUAUUGAAUCAGAAAGCUUGGGUGUCUUCGUCCAAAAGGAAUCUGCUUCUUUGUCAGAGUCAUUGCCUGCUAUUGCUGCUACCCCAUUUUUUGUUGUGCGUCUGAAGGCAGGCGAGUACCAUAAUGUUCAGAUGUCAUUUCUUCAGGGCCCUUCAGAAUUCUGGGUGCAGUUGCAGGAACUUAAACAGCCACUUUGUCACUUAAGGCGGAAUUUAAGGGACUUUUAUUCUCGGAGUAAGAAACUAGAGGGUAUUCUACUUGAGCCCAAGGUAGGAUCCCUCUGCUGUGUCAUGUUGAAGGAAAACUCUUAUCAUCGUGCCCUUGUUACUAAAGUUCACGGAAAAGGAAUUGUGGUGUAUUUGGUGGAUUGGGGAAACACUGAAGUAGUUGACUUAUAUAAGGUGAAGAAGUUGCUUCCCCAAUUCAAAGAACUUCCUGCUGUGGCAGUCCGGUGUGCAUUGGAUAAUCCUUUCCCAGGUCAGUCAUGGAACCCAGAAGCUGUUGAUUAUUUUAGGAAAUCUGUGCUAAACAAGGAAUUGAUGAUCAAAGUUCUAGGCAUGCAAGGAGAUGUUUAUAUAGUUGAACUUUUUGAUAAUUCUCUAGUGGGAGAAAAAAAUUUGGGUAAAAUCAUGUCCCAGAGAAAGUACAUGAAGCAUCAUGAAGUACUAGAAACUCUCCAGAGAAUAUCAGACAAGCUAUUGACAGGGGACCCUGAAACUUCUUCUACAACUGAAAUUUUGAUAAAUGAACACCAUUCCAGUGAGGGAGCUUUUUAUUCUUCAUCAGUUCUGAGUGGCAAUGAUAAUUCAUCAUGCGAGAUGCAGAACUACUCUGAAAUAAAGGCAGGUGAAAAACAGCUUGAAUUUGGAAGUACGGUUGAUGUGAUUGUAACACACAUAGAAAAUCCUAGUCAUUUUUGGUGUCGAUUAUUUAAGAAUUCCCAUGAACUGAAUAUACUUAUGGCUAAAAUUCAGGAUUAUUGUAUACAUUCAGCAGAGCUUCAUGAAUGGCCAAAUUCUGUAUGUUUGGCUAAGUGUUCUGAGGAUAAAAAAUGGUACAGAGCUGUUAUCAUUAAUAAGGUUCGUUACACAGAAGAGGUUGAAGUCGCUUAUGUUGAUUAUGGAAAUAAAGAACAUGUUUCACUGAAAAAUAUUCGUGCAACUACAGCAGAGUUUCUGAAGCUAAAAGCUCAAGCUUUUAGAUGUAGCCUUUACAAUUUAAUUCAGCCAAAAAAUACAAAUCCUUUUGUUUGGGAUAAAAAAGCCAUCGAAACGUUUCUUGAAUUUGUGGAUUCAGGAUCUAAAGUGACAUUGAAGUGUACUAUAUUUGCUUUAGCAGCAUUAAAUGGUACAGAACUUUUUAAUAUUGUUGACCUAAUUACUCCUUUUGAAAGUGCUUGCAAUUUUUUAACAAGAAAAGGUCUAGCCACAUUUGUACAGAGAGAGAAACCCUUGGUAUCAUCUGUUCAACUUCUAUCAUAUUAUUACUCAACCCACAAUAUCAAAAGAGGAAAUGAAGAGAUUGUUUAUGUCACACAUGUUAAUAGUCCAUGUUUCUUUUUCUGCCAACUUGCUAGGAAUGCACAUGCUCUUGAAAAGUUAACUAGUAAUAUUAGUAAAGUAAGCAAAAUGUACAAUUUGCAAACUUCACCCACCUCUAGAAAUUUGUAUCUUGCAAAGUAUACUGAUGACUGCUGGUAUAGGGCAGUAGUAACUUCAAAAAAUGAUACCAAAGAAGUUUUUUUUGUAGAUUUUGGGAAUACACAACUGUUGAAAAAUGAAGAGCUGAUUGCAGUACCAAACUAUUCUUACGAGUUAAUGCUUUUGCCUAUGCAGGCUAUAAAAUGUUCUCUAUCUGAUAUUGUUGAUCCACCAAAAGAUGCUGUUGAGUGGUUUGAAAAGGCAGUGUUAGAUAAGCCCUUAAAAGCUUUGAUUGUAGCAAAAGAUCCUGAUGGAACGUGGAUAAUUGAACUGUAUGAUGGUAAAAUACAGAUCAAUGCAAGAUUGAAACAAAGCUUAGGUUUGCAGGCUAGCAAAGAGAUUACCAAAAACAAAGAGAUUACUGAAAACACAGCAAACAGCACUUUGUCUUCCAAAUACUUACUUAAUAGGGAAGAAAACAGUGAAAGGGGGCUAGCUUUGGUAGACUUUGUCAAACCUGUUCUUGAGGGCAAUACUAAAUCUAGUGCUGUUUUUGAAGAAACAUGCCAAUUGCAGCAGAAAACUAAAAAAGAGGGAGGAAGAAAAUUCUUAGGAUUCACAGAAGGCACUAGCAAAAGUAAUUAUGGGGCAGAUUGGAAGGACGUGAAAUGUGCAGCCCUUCAUGAGAAAGGGGAGAGAGGUGAUAUUAAAAAUAAAUCCAAAUCUGUAACAUAUUCUUCACCUGAAAAUAUAUAUGAACUACCUCAAAAAAACAUAAAUCCUGGUCUUAACUCUUUAGUGUAUGUUUCUCACAUAAAUAAUCUUUCUGAUUUUUAUGUACAGUUAGUAGAAGAUGAUCCUAUCCUUGAUAGUAUUUCACAGAAAAUAAACAACUCUAAAACAAUUUCAAGCUUAGUGGGGCAACAGCUUAAUGUAGGAGAUUUAAUAUGUGCAAUUUAUUCAGAAGAUGGCUUAUGGUAUCGAGCUGUAGUUAUUAAAGAAUCCACUAGUGAAUUGGUAGAGGUACAAUAUAUUGAUUAUGGCAAUACUGCGGUAGUUAGCAUUCAUAAAACAUGCGAACUUGUUGAAGACUGUUUAUCUUUCCCUGUGAUGAGCAUCCAUUGUAGCCUGGGUAGUAUUAAGAUGUCAGUGAUUCCAGAAUGGACACAAAAAGCAGUGCUGUAUUUCUCCCAAAAGACAAGUGAGGUUCAGGUGAAUAGUCAAUUUGUUGAGAAAGUAAAGGGCAAAUGGGAAAUAAUACUCAGUGAUGAAAAAGGUGAUAUAAUGGUUGAUAUGAUUAAUAGUUGUCUUGAAUAUAAAAAAUAUGACCUAAUAGAGACAUCUGACAAAGGAUUUGACAAGACUGGCAAAGUAAGCUUAUGUGAAGAUAUUCUUUCUGAUAAGCACAGUAGACUUUCAGUUAGCAAAUCAUUUCUCUGGACAAUACCUAAAAUAGGUGAAACUAUAAAAGCCUUUUCAUUCAUUCCAAAGAAUCCAGGAUAUUUCUGGUGUCAGUUCAGUAAAAAUGAUAUUAGUUCAAUUGAAAUAAAACUUCAGGAAGCUGGAGAACAUGCAAAAAUCCACGUUAAUGAUCUUAAAAAUGGCAGUCCUUGUCUAGCAAAGUUUAAUGAAAAUAAUUUAUUUCACCGAGCAGUUGUUACUCAUAUAGAAGAAAGUUCCUUGACAGUAAUCGAUAUUGAUUAUGGAACUGAGAAACUUGUCAGUAUAGAAUUGAUCAGGCAAAUUCCUGAUGGACUGUUAAUAAUUCCGCCACAAGCAUUUUUGUGUUGUCUCUUUGGUUUUAAUUCUGAAAAAGGUUCAUGGGCUGAAGGAAUAAGUAAAAUUUUCUAUGAUAUGAUAGCUGAUCUUCCAUUAGAGAUUACAGUUAUGGACAAACUGAACCAUGGUUCUUUUGAAAUUCCCUUGUUUGUAGUUAAAUUGGAAUGUCAAAAGAUAAGCAUCAAUGAACAAAUGAAACACUUUUGGAAGCAUCAUGCUGAAAGUGGUGAUUCCACUAUAGCAAAUAAUUACAACACUGAAGAGCAGAUUAGAAAUCCAGAAGAAGAGAACUCAAAAUCUGUGCCAUUUGAAACUGAAACUUCUGUUUGUACAAUAACCCCCACAAAUAAUAGUUUGGAAGAUGUAUUCUGUUGUCCAAAUCUAUUACAGUCAGUAGAUAAGUGUUUUGAUGUUGAAGAUGGGAUUUUAUCAGAAACAUCUGCACAGCCACCCCAAACUCAAAUCAACUUUAUCAUGCAUGAAAUAUUUUAUACAGGAAACCAACAGACCACAUUUGAUGCAUUUAAUAAUGAAACAAACUAUUCUGCAUCUGGAAACAUAAAAAACAUAAUAGAUUCUACAGGUCUUUCUGAAAUACAGCUUUCUACUUGUAAAAUUGAAUAUGAUGCACUUGAAUCUCAGGAAACAACAGAAGACAAAGAAAUAUUAAUGCUAGAUUCUGAAAUUCAGUUGCCUUUGGAUGAUACAAAGAGGUUGCUGGACUUUGUGCCCUUACAAGUCCUUCCCCAAUUAAAUAAUGCAAAAAGCAUGCCAGAAAUUGAGAAGUUAAAAGUGCCCUUGUUGGAAGACGUGCUACAACCAGAGACAGUAGAAAUAAAAGCUUACUGUGAUGAACCACAAAAAAAGACAGAAUUGAAUUUACUUGAACCACAACAUGUGGAAGGUCAGUCAGCACACAAAGUAGAAGAGAAUACUUCACUAAUGAAUGAAAAUGAAAAUUUAAUAUUAGAAGUGUUGGCACCUGAAGCGUUUCCUUUACUGACUGAGAAAGCCAACAAUAAUACACUAUAUUUGCAAUACCCUGCUUUGUCUGUUCCUGCAGAUAAUAAAAUCCAGUCAUCAUUUUCAGAAAUUAAAGUUAAGCCACAAGAUUUCUGUUCUUCUGUUGAAGGCCUUGUUGAAGAGUGUAACCUGGGAAAAAGUGAUAAAAAUUCCAAUUUUACUGAAGGGCAAACUGCGCUAAAAAAGAACUAUGGAGAAAUGCAGAUGAGCAUUCAUGGAAGUUUUAAAGACAAUAUUUCUGUUGAAAAGGAUUAUUUAACAAAUAUACAGCUAAGUGAAGUGAAUGAAGCCUUAAUACAUGAUACAGAAAAAAAAGAAAACAAUUGCAAUUUAAUGGGAUUUGAUAUUGGUUCCCAAUGUAUGGUACGGUCAGGUACUCAGUGGUACAAGGCUGAGAUUUUAGACAUAUCUGCUGAAGGUACAAAGGUUUUGAAUCUUUCAAAUGGAAAUGAAGAGAUAGUCAAUCCUAUACAUGUUUGGAAUGGGAUUCCUGAAUUGGAUUCAGAUCUCACUCAGAUAACGUCCAAGAAUAAAACAGAUAUCUUGCACUCUGUGCCAGCAACUAUCUUGGCAAUGGAAGUGGAAGAAGUGACUCAUGAUUCAGAUGACAGUACAAAUGAUUUGAGUCGUGACAGCACUGAGAGUACAGCUGAGCAAUGCUAA